UAAUCCCAUUAUGCACUGUCAUAUAGGUUUAUUUGUUUUGUUUGUUUUGUGGUCGUAGUUUCCUGUAUAAUGUAGCUGAGAAGUGUUUUAAAUUUGGUUUGACAUUUGGUGAGUUGCAUGAAAGGGAUGAACAAUUACAAAAAUCUCUGAGUAUGAUAGCGCGGUUCUGCACCCGAAUGCACACAGGUGAAAAUGAACAAAUGUGACAGUACAAUCGAAAUUAUUAUUAUUAAGCGUCUUGUAGAAUGUUGGAUUCCGCUGGAUUUGUACCCGAAGUCCUCUUUGUGCGCUCGUGUGUUUUUAAAUGUGUCUCCAAGCUGACGGAGAAUCUCGCUGGUAGGGCACAUGAAAGUCUCCUCCUUCUUUCCUCCAUUCUCUUCCGUUUCCCCUCCCUUGCCUCCAUCCGCCCAUUCGUCCAUCUCUACUCUCCACUCAAGCAUCCCGAUUUUCGCAUCGCCUCCUCCGGCAUAAUGACCAACGAUUCCCCCGAGGAGGAGAGCCGAGGAAGGAGGGUGACUCGGCCGAGCCGAGCAGACGACAAUGUCACCAUUCUGACAUCAUCCAUGGAUGUUUACAGAAGCCGGAGCCGAGCCAGUAGCAGCAACGACGCUGGCGCCAGCUUCACGUCCUCCGCGGACCUGAGCACCUCCUCCCUGGAACUGAGCAUUCAGACGCGGAUUUUUAAGAUAAUCGUUAUCGGGGACUCCAACGUGGGGAAGACGUGUCUCACUUUCCGCUUCACUGGGGGGAGCUUUCCGGACAACACCGAGGCCACCAUCGGCGUGGACUUCAGGGAGAAAGCGGUGGAAAUUGAAGGAGAAACGAUCAAGGUGCAGGUAUGGGACACAGCUGGCCAGGAGCGAUUUCGUAAAUCCAUGGUGGAACACUACUACCGUAAUGUCCACGCAGUAGUCUUUGUUUAUGAUGUCACCAAAAUGGCUUCCUUCCGCAAUCUGCAAACAUGGAUAGAGGAAUGCAACGGUCAUCGAGUUUCAGCAUCAGUACCUCGAGUACUAGUGGGGAACAAGUGUGACUUAGUGGACCAAGUACAGGUGCCGUCCAACAUGGCGCUGAAGUACGCAGACUCCCACAACAUGCUGCUGUUCGAAACAUCUGCAAAGGACCCACGAGAGAGUCAGAAUGUGGACUCAAUCUUCAUGUCACUGGCCUGUCGACUGAAAGCCCAAAAAUCCCUUCUCUACAGGGACGUGGAACGGGAGGACGGGAGAGUGCGACUCACACAGGAGACUGAGACAAAGAGUAAUUGUCUUUGUUGAGGAAAAAAUGCAAUUGGUCGGAGUAAUCGGAGAGAAUAUGCUGCAUCAGAAUAACGGUGUACGGCAUGGAGGUGGAGGAGAGUGAGGAUGGGGGUGUAAAACAAGAGUCUUAAUGUAUUUUUACCGGUUCAGGAGCAAGAUGAUGCUUCUGACUGACAAUGAAAGCAACAUGUCCUACGGAACAGAAAGAGAGGCCCUGGACUUCAGCACAAGGACAGAAGAAAAAUGUGCUCAUGAUGUAUCGAAGGAAAGAUAAACAUUGAGGUUACACAGUGAUUAUGAGUUCUGAAAUGAGUCUGCAUUGUUUCACUUUUGAUGAACCGUAUAAGGUAUUUU
This is a messenger RNA of Hippocampus comes (tiger tail seahorse), 1613 nucleotides long. It is a transcript of the gene rab33a, whose product is annotated as RAB33A, member RAS oncogene family. NCBI's taxonomy places the organism in Eukaryota, Metazoa, Chordata, Actinopteri, Syngnathiformes, Syngnathidae. Gene Ontology annotation, biological process: Rab protein signal transduction. The coding region runs from base 246 to 1277 and encodes 343 amino acids. Gene Ontology annotation, molecular function: GTP binding; GTPase activity. The record is from RefSeq and is a predicted model, not a curated record. The transcript is spliced from 4 exons.